Molecule: messenger RNA, 1935 nt
Organism: Colletotrichum fioriniae
Lineage: Eukaryota; Fungi; Ascomycota; Sordariomycetes; Glomerellales; Glomerellaceae
Molecular function (GO): protein binding
Source: RefSeq, a predicted model, not a curated record
AUGGCUGCAAGAAAUGCACCAGAUCUUCUCAAGCGACCUCUCUACGUCUAUGAUCUUCCCCAAGAAGUCCUGACAACACUCUCCCUAAAGCCCGAAGCCUCCAUACCCGAACAAGCCCCUCCGUCGCCUCCCUCGAAAGACACAGCCUCCUCCGAUCUUGUCGGGUCACAGGCUUGCUCACUAUGCGGAGUCACUUUCCCCACCGUCAUCGAUCAACGGAGCCAUCAGAAAUCCGAUUGGCACCACUACAACUUGAAGCAGAAGCUGCGCAGCGCAAAGCCGGUAUCCGAGAAUGAGUUUGAAAAGUUGAUCGGGGACCUUGACGAGAGUCUAUCGGGAUCAGACUCGGAAGAGUCCGAGGAUGAGGAGGUCGACCUGGGUCGCAAGGAAUCCACACUCACGGCAUUGUUAAAGAAGCAGGCGACGCUCACCGACAAGUACGCAUCGCCAACCGCAGAUUAUAAUGACGGAGAAGAAGACACCAUACGACGCAGAGGCAAGGGCAAUCCGCCUCUGAUUUGGUUCAGCUCACCAGUUCUCCCAUCGAACACAUACUUUGGCCUCUACAGGGCUAUCCUCAGCCCUGAAGAGCUGCGCGACGAGACAAAGCUGGUGGAAAUCGUUAGAAAGAAGCAGUUGGACCCAAUAGCCGCACCCAAAGUCUCGAAAGAUGGUGCAGCACCACCACCAGCGGCAUACAAAGGUCCUCACUUCUUCUUGUGCAUGAUUGGCGGUGGCCAUUUCGCCGCCAUGGUCGUAGCAUUGCCGCCACGACAGAACAAGUCUUCCGCAGGCGCAAUGAAUCGCGAAGCUACUGUACUUUCCCACAAAACAUUCCAUCGAUACACGACUAGACGAAAGCAGGGUGGUUCGCAAUCAGCCAACGACAACUCCAAGGGAAAUGCCCACUCGGCCGGUGCCAGUAUCCGUCGGUACAACGAACAAGCUUUGGUGGAUGAUGUACGCAAUCUUCUCCAGGAGUGGAAGGGACUGCUUGAUACAUCUGAGCUUCUCUUUAUUCGAGCAACGGGGGCAACGAAUCGAAGAACACUAUUCGGACCGUACGAUGGACAAAUUUUGAAACAUAACGAUGCGAGGAUACGAGGGUUCCCGUUCAGUACACGAAGGGCGACACAGAACGAGUUGAUGAGAUCUUUUAUUGAGCUCACAAGACUCAAGGUCAGGGAAAUCAACCCGGAGGACGAGAUUAAACCGAAAUCAGACGCCCCUACUCCUGCAAAGACUGCCGCCCCGAAGCUCACGAAGCCGAAGCUUACAGAAGAAGAGGAGACUGCAUUAUUACACACAUCGCAGAUUCAGGCGUUCAUCCGGCGCUCGAAACUUCCAGCUCUACUAUCCUACCUCAAGACAAAUGAUGUGUCUCCCGACUUCCAAUUUCAGCCGGCAGAUCAGAACCACCACUCACCAACACCCCUCCACUUGGCUGCUCAUCAGAAUGCUGCGCCUCUAGUUCUCGGCCUCAUUACGCGCGGCGGUGCAUCUCCUCUGGUCACCAACAAAGACGGCAAGACUGCGUUUGAACUCGCAGGAGACAGGUCAACAAGAGACGCUUUCCGGGUCGCGAGAUCAGAGCUUGGCGAGGACAAGUGGGAUUGGGAGACCGCACGCAUACCAGCACCUCUUAGCAAGACGGAUGCCGAGAAGCGUGACGAGAGAGAUAGAAAGGAGAAGGAUGAACAGGAGACGGCAAGACGGCGUGCCGAGGAAGAGAGGUUACGGGUCGAAGGACCCAAAGUUGAUGGCAGGAAGCCAAAGUCUGGCGGUCUGGCGGCUAUAGCUGCUACUAAGACGGCACAAGAGAAGAGGGUGGAGGAAGCUAGGGGCCUCACGCCGGAGAUGCGAAUGAAACUCGACCGAGAGCGGAGAGCUAGGGCAGCCGAAGAGCGCCUCAAGCGCAUGCAGAAUAAUUCAUAG